Molecule: messenger RNA, 1607 nt
Organism: Cucumis sativus (cucumber)
Lineage: Eukaryota; Viridiplantae; Streptophyta; Magnoliopsida; Cucurbitales; Cucurbitaceae
Product: nudix hydrolase 23, chloroplastic
Exons: 8
Coding region: 278-1198 (306 amino acids)
Molecular function (GO): hydrolase activity
Source: RefSeq, a predicted model, not a curated record
AUAUUCAAAGGAUAAGGACGUCACCGAUUGAGAAUUUGAGUCGAAUCCGAAGAACAUUCACCCAAAUUUUCAGAACUCAAAUUCAGCGCGAUAUUUGUAAUUUGGGUUUAACCUUUGUUGCUGCUGUGUUUUGAUUGCUGGCACGCCCCAAUUGGAAAAAUGGAAGGAAAGAGAUGACAUGAUUUACAAACUCCUCAUUGGAUGUUGCUUUUCGUUGGUUCGACUACGCGCUACGCCUUCAAAUUCCCUACGGAUUCAAAGAAAUUGUAGAUAGAUAAUGCUAAAGUCUGUUCAUCUCUUCGGUUGCUCAUCUGGGUUUGUUUCAAAUCUUCUGAAACCCAAUAGCAUUGUUGGAUUCGGUCUUACCUUCGUCUCUUCUAAACGGUUGUCAGCGUCGUCUUCAUUAUCUUGUUCUUCUUCAAGACUGUCAUGUUCUAGCACCGCUUCCCUGUUCUUGGCUCCUCGAACUGGCUCUUUCAAAGCAUUUUGUGGGUCUACAUGUUCUGAGGCAAAUCAAGAAGGCUCUUCCUCGUCUCCCUUGUCUAUGUCAGAAUCUCCUCCGCCAGCAUCUUCAACUGUAACUCACUCUUCUGAAAAAAUUCGUAAUAUACGGUUCUGUCAGUGGUGUGGAGGUCAAACAAAGCAUGGAAUACCUGAGGGAGAGGAGAAAUUGAGAGCUAUUUGCACAGUUUGUGGGAAGAUAACGUAUCAAAAUCCGAAGAUGGUGGUGGGUUGUUUGAUUCAUCACGACAACAAGGUUUUACUUUGCAGGAGGAAGAUCGAGCCUUCUUACGGCCUUUGGACUCUUCCAGCUGGUUACUUGGAAAUUGGGGAGUCAGCAGCUGAUGGUGCAAUUAGGGAAACCUUGGAAGAAGCAAAUGCAGAAGUGGAAGUUACAUCCCCUUUUGCUCAGUUAGACAUCCCUCUAAUUGGCCAAACGUACAUAAUUUUCAUGGGAAAGUUGAAGAAACCCUAUUUCUCUCCUGGUCCUGAAUCCCUUGAAUGCCGCCUUUUUCCUCUCGACGAUAUACCUUUUGAUUCUCUUGCAUUUUCAUCCAUGCUGGUUACCUUAAGACUGUAUGUUGAGGAUGUCAAGGCAGGAAGAGCCACAUUCCACUAUGGGACCAUCAAUAAAAGGCCUGGUACAGGUGCCUCAGAUAUUCAUGCUUAUACUCUUGACUAUCAUCUAAGAUUGUGACAAGCUAAGGAGUUCAAAGGGUGAGACUCGAGCUUUUGGGGGUAACUAGGUCCCAUCCCAUCUGAUUCUUUUCAAACUUGAGAAGACAACGAGUAGAAAUGUGGAUCACUUACGUUCAAGUGGAGACAAGACGUCUGCAAUUUAAAGUUAAUAACAAUUCAACCUUGACUUGUGUAAUGUGAUAAAGAGAAAUAUUGAUCUGAAUAUUUGAUUACAAUCCCUGAGCUUGUGCAAUUUUUUGCAUUGUUUAUCAUCUACUCUUGUUUUAUUGUCAAUUUGUUGAAAAGACAACAAAAAAUAUGAAUUAUCUCAUUGGCUUUCAAGGAUAGCACAGGAUGUCUACGAGACUAUAGCUUGGGCAAUCUUUGGACCUUCUCAACACCACCAAGUUAUGUUCAUGUUAGUUUCA